Manis javanica (Malayan pangolin) is the source of this 1583-nucleotide messenger RNA. Lineage: Eukaryota; Metazoa; Chordata; Mammalia; Pholidota; Manidae. The record is from RefSeq and is a predicted model, not a curated record.
GGAAGUUAAGUGGGAGGGUGUAUUUGGGGUCUGGUGGCAGGGCGUGCUGGUGGGCGGUGGGGCAGAAGGUGUGGUGCAGAGGGUUAGUAGUGAGGUGGGGUGGGUUGCCUUGGUGCCCAGCAUGACGACUCUAUAUCCGGAGGACCAUCCCGGACCCUCAGGGCUGCUGCCACGUCAGAGCAGCUUCCAUGAACACUGGCAUCUAGCGGCUCCAGGAAUCGGCAGCUGAAGUCCUGAGGCACCUGUCCUGAGGUCGCAGAGCCAUGGAGGACCAGGCUGAGCCAGGAGACAAGGUGGGGGCGCCAAACCUGGAUGUGUCCCCAGGGCUCUCACAUACGGGAUGGGUCCCCUCAGCUUCCAGACCCAGAUCCUCGGGCUUGGCUAGCCCACCACCAGGGCCCCAUCAUUUCAUCCUUUGGGUUCUGCAUGGACAGACUGCCCACGCAGCAGGGGAGACCCUUGGGUCCCUGUUGCCCACCUCCCACCAUCACCCCUGCAGGCUGCCAUUCCCCUGAGCAGUGUCAGCAUGCCUCUGGGCACCAGGAGUGUGCAGUGCCCGUUGGAGGAGGCCCAGCAGGAGCUGAGAAAAGCCCAGGGCCUGGAGGGGACACAGCUCUCACCCCAGGCCAUGCCAGUCCCACUGGAGAGUGAGUCCCAUGCCCAUAGCUCCAGCAGCCGUGGGGACGAGGCCGCAGGGGAUGCCAGGGCCUCUCUCCAAGAUGCGCUGCGCAGGAAGGAGAUCCAACUGGUGGCCUUCCUGCUCCUCAAGUACCGCGCCAAGGAGCAGACCACGAAGGUAGAGAUGCUGGAGCUGGUCGCCCAGGAUCAGCAGGACCCCUUCCCUGACAUCUUCAGCCAAGCCUCCAAGGAUUUGCAGCUGGUCUUUGGCAUGGAUGUGAAGGAAGUGGACCCCAGUGGCCACUCCUAUGUCCUGGUCCCCACCCUGGGCCUCACCUGGGAUGGGGUGACCGAAGAGCAGCGCCUCCCCAAGACUGGCCUCCUGGCGCUGCUCCUGGGCGUGAUCCUCCUGUGGGGAGGCUGGGUCCCUGAGGAGGAAGUGUGGCAGUUGCUGAGUGCUGGGAAGGUGUACCCCGGGAGGGAGCACCUCAUCUAUGGGGAGCCCAGGGAGCUCAUCACCGGGGUCUGGGUGCAGGAGCAGUACCUGGAGUACCAGCAGGUGCCCGACAGGGAUCCCACUCGCUGUGAGCUGCUCUGGGGCCCCAGGGCCCACGCAGAGGCCAGCAACAUGCAGGUCCAGCAGUUUUUGCUCAGGCUCCUGAGCAGUCCCAGGGCCACGUGGGCUGGAGCCUCUGGGCUCCUGCUCUCCCCGACCCCAUGGAAGUGGGUCUUUGUUUCCUCUGGCACGUUUUCCCGUUGCUCCUUUUCAUAGAAAGGGGGAUUAGCUUCAGCAUCUGUUUCUGAAUGACAACCACCCCCCUGUGUGUGCGUUCUUGAGCCAUUUCACCAGUCAGUGCUAUGUUGCUGUUUUGUAGACACAUAGGGACACCUUCCAUCUGCGUUUGUGAUCUGGAGCUAGGUCACAUGGCAUCGGCCUCGCCAUUCCCUCAGAAAUGUGCUGGAAA